Carassius carassius (crucian carp) is the source of this 937-nucleotide messenger RNA. RefSeq names its product E3 ubiquitin-protein ligase RNF126-like. Gene Ontology annotation, cellular component: nucleoplasm; cytoplasm. Gene Ontology annotation, biological process: ubiquitin-dependent protein catabolic process; positive regulation of DNA-templated transcription; protein ubiquitination. The transcript is spliced from 8 exons. The record is from RefSeq and is a predicted model, not a curated record. Gene Ontology annotation, molecular function: ubiquitin protein ligase activity. NCBI's taxonomy places the organism in Eukaryota, Metazoa, Chordata, Actinopteri, Cypriniformes, Cyprinidae. The coding region runs from base 83 to 922 and encodes 279 amino acids.
UCCGUCCGUACUGGUUCUUGUUCCGUUCGGGCUUCCGUGCUUCGCCUCGUUCUCGUUCUUCUCAGUCGGUCCUGCAGUGAAGAUGGCGGAAGCUCCCCCGCGGCCCUGCCGGUUCUUCUGCCACCGGUGUUCCGAAGAGAUCAGCCCUCGGCUCCCGGAUUACAUCUGUCCACGGUGUGAGUCCGGCUUCAUCGAGGAGUUGCCUGGAGAGGGAAGUUCAGAGAAUGGGUCCACAUCUACAGCCUCUAAUGAUCAGAAUCGGCCCUCGUUCGAGAAUGUGGACCAGCACUUGUUUACAUUCCCACAUGGUUACAGCCAGUUUGCUCUGGGGAUCUUCGAUGAGGGCUUCGACUUCAGAGCCGGUUUGCCAGCGGAAGAUAACCGUGACGCCGAAAACCGCAGAGAGCGGGAGAUGGCCUCACGACAGCGCUACGGGGCCAGACAGCCGCGGGGACGACACGUUCCCCGGAGACAAGGAGUGCGGCAUGAGGGUGUGCCCACUUUAGAAGGAAUCAUUCAGCAGUUAGUUAAUGGAAUUAUUGCUCCGACUGCUAUGCCAAACGUGGCGAUGGGGCCAUGGGGAGUGCUGCACUCAAACCCAAUGGACUAUGCAUGGGGAGCCAAUGGAUUAGAUGCCAUCAUAACUCAGUUAUUAAAUCAGUUUGAAAAUACGGGUCCCCCUCCAGCAGACAAAGAGAAGAUUAAGAGUCUCCCUACGGUCCAGAUCACACAGGAGCACGUGGGUGCUGGUCUAGAGUGUCCUGUCUGUAAAGAAGACUACAGCGCAGGAGAGAACGUUAGACAACUUCCUUGCAAUCAUCUCUUUCAUAAUGACUGUGUUGUUCCCUGGCUCGAGCAGGUGUGUUUCUCUUCUGUUUUACUUAAUUUCUCCAUGCUCAAUCAUCUGAACUCCAAAUAUUGACAACUUUUGACCAUG